Fundulus heteroclitus (mummichog) is the source of this 3153-nucleotide messenger RNA. It is a transcript of the gene mapk9, whose product is annotated as mitogen-activated protein kinase 9. Lineage: Eukaryota; Metazoa; Chordata; Actinopteri; Cyprinodontiformes; Fundulidae. The transcript is spliced from 12 exons. Gene Ontology annotation, cellular component: nucleus; cytoplasm. Gene Ontology annotation, biological process: JNK cascade; protein phosphorylation. Gene Ontology annotation, molecular function: JUN kinase activity; ATP binding. Bases 281 to 1543 code for a protein of 420 amino acids. The record is from RefSeq and is a predicted model, not a curated record.
CGGAAUGACGUCACCCCCUUUUCCUCGGAGCUCUGUCUCUGCCUGCUUCGGCUCCUCCGCGCUCGCGCUGCCGCUGGAGUUAUCUCGGAGCCGGGGCUCGGUCUGUCCGUCAUCAGUCGCGGGUGGGAGCGACUGUGGUUCCUCGUGACCUUUUUUCUCCCUCGUCACCGCUGUUGUUACACGAGUGGGAGAGAGUUUGACCCACGUUUUGGAUGCAUGGGAGCUUCCUGGGAGCGGCGAAAGGAGAAGACUGUGCUGCUGGACCCGACUGCUCAGCGCCAUGAGUGAGGCGGAGGGCCAGUUCUACAGCGUCCAGGUGGGGGACUCCACCUUCACUGUGCUCAAGCGCUACCAGCAGCUCCGCGCCAUUGGCUCCGGGGCCCAAGGCAUCGUCUGCUCGGCUCUGGACACGGUCCUCGGCAUACCAGUGGCUGUGAAGAAGCUGUGUCGUCCCUUUCAGAACCAGACCCAUGCAAAGCGCGCUUACAGGGAGCUGGUGCUGCUCAAAUGUGUCAACCACAAAAACAUCAUCCGUCUGAUCAAUGUUUUCACGCCUCAGAAGUCUCUGGAGGAGUUCCAGGAUCUUUACCUGGUGAUGGAGCUCAUGGAUGCCAGCUUAUGUCAGGUGAUUCACAUGGACCUAGACCAUGAGAGGAUGUCCUACCUGCUCUAUCAGAUCCUUUGUGGCAUCAGGCACCUGCACUCGGCUGGGAUCAUCCACAGGGAUCUGAAGCCCAGCAACAUUGUUGUGAAGUCCGAUUGCACUCUGAAAAUCCUCGACUUUGGUCUGGCAAGGACGGCCUGCACUAACUUCAUGAUGACCCCCUACGUUGUUACCCGCUACUAUCGCGCCCCGGAGGUCAUUCUGGGCAUGAAGUAUAAGGAAAAUGUGGACCUGUGGUCAGUUGGCUGCAUAAUGGCUGAAAUGAUCUGCCAUAAAGUCCUCUUUCCUGGAAAGGACUACAUCGACCAGUGGAAUAAAGUGAUUGAGAUCCUGGGCACGCCCAGUCUGGAGUUCAUGAACCGACUGAUGGAGACCGUCAGGAACUAUGUGAUGAACAAGCCACAGUAUCCAGGCGUCAGCUUGACAGAGCUUUUCCCAGACUGGGCUUUCCCCUCUGAAUCUGAACAGGACAAAGUGAAAACUGCUCAAGCACGGGACCUGCUCUCCAAAAUGCUCGUCAUUGAUCCUGAAUGCCGUAUCUCUGUAGAGGAGGCCCUUCAUCACCCCUACAUCCACGUGUGGUAUGACCCCGCGGAGGCGGACGCGCCUCCUCCCCAGAUUUCAGAUAAGCAGCUGGAAGAGAGAGAGCACACCAUUGAGCAGUGGAAAGAACUUAUUUAUGAAGAAGUGAUAGACUGGGAGGAGAGGAACAAGAACGGUCUAAUGAAAGAGGACUGCUCAGACGUGGCCUCCGGCUCCGCUUCCCAGUCCUCCUCCGCCAACGACAUCUCCUCCAUGUCCACAGAGCACACGCUGGCGUCGGACACGGACAGCAGCAGCAUUGACACGCUGACGGGGCCGCUGGACGAGAGUCAGUGAACGCCUCUGGGGCCGUCGGCUCCCUGCGGUCCUCCGACUCAUCUAAAAUAUUCAAACAAUCGAUCUGCUUCUGUUUGGGUUUUUAUCUCCGCUAACUUGUGUUUCUCUUUUCUCUCAAUGAAAGGAUUUUAUUUUUUUUGUUGUUGUUGGUUUGCUGUCUGUGAUCUGGUGGAUCUUGUUUUUGGGACUGUUGAGUUGGUAACGCUCACCGUUUUGUCAGAAAAAGAACAUCCGGUCUUCUUUUGCUUGAAUGUGUAACUUGAUCAUCUUUACAGUUUGUGUUGGAGGUGGGGGAAUCGGGGGGGGGGGGGGGCUGCUGUGUAUGCCUGUUUUAAUAGUUUUUAUUUUUUUAGAGAACAUUAAGAAGUCUGACAUCAAAAAAGAGCAGACACGGACUAAACAGCCCUUAGCCGCUCUCUUGCAUGUUACGCCAAAAAGAACAAAAGCUUGUAAACCAUCUGACGUUCCUCCGAUGGUCAAACGGCUGAUCUUUUUAAAUUUUAAUCCCUUAGCACCCUGAAAUUAUUGCAGAUGUCCACGGUGGUGCUGUCUGCGCUGAAACGUGUUUUUGUUUUUCAUAAACUAGCAGGCGUGAUGUGGAUUUUGAGCUUUUUACUCCCAACAGCGAGAAGAUGCUGUAGUUUUAGUGUUGGAUUUGUUUCUUGGUAUAUUGUACUGUAUGUAGAAAUGGAAUCACCCCAUUCAAUUUAAAGGUACAGAUUGUUGAUGUGUAUAAGCAGAUCAUAAUCUUAUAAAUCUGAAAGAGGCAUAGUGAUUUGUGUAUUUAUAUAUAUAUAUAUAUUUUUUGUUCUUGCAAAAUUUUGCACACAAGCCACACUAUAGCCUGUGAAAUGUCGGCCUCCCGUUAAAAGCAUUUAAACGGCAAACAAACGCAUGGGCUGCUCUUUUUUCUAAAGCAUUCCUUUAGUAACCGUGAGAGUCACAAAAGUAGUGCUACAAUCAGAAAACGUAGAAUCCACCUAAAGGCAGCACAACAACGAAGAAUGAUGUUUACUUUGCAUGAAGGCAUCACACCUUCAGGGUACUGUAGGUCUAAGAGAAAUCCAUCCAGAUCUGUUGUUUUUUUUCUCUUCCUUUUCCCCCUGUAUUAUGAUGCUUUUUGUUGUUGUUUUUUUUGUCUUUUAAGCCUGUUAGUGUUACGUGACAAUUCUGCAGCGCAGCACUUUUGGUUUCUUAUGAAUCAUCCUUUCAGUCAGCAGUUGCCCCAUCCUGUAGAGAGAGGGAGUCUGUGGGUGAAGUUUGCCCAGCAACAAGGGGGCUGCUUAGAGACUGUGGAGACCUGCAACUCAAAAGAAGAGCCUUUUACAUGGACUGCAGUGCUGCUUUUUGCCCAAAUGAUUGCACAGUGUGUUGAAUAAUCAGAAUUCUGACAUUACUCAGUCACCGAGGACUAAAGUACCAAGUUGUACACCACCGUGAGUUUUAUUCUUUCUGUCAUGCCUUAAACAACCUGACGAGUGGCCAACUCUCUCCAAGUCCGUGGCUCUGCUCUGAGCUUUCUGAGAUGUAUUGACUGCAAAAACCACAAUGUUAUCACUUGGCCAUCGUCUUUACCCAAACUCAAAACUAAUAAAGUGGACAUCAUGGAU